Botrytis cinerea B05.10 is the source of this 884-nucleotide messenger RNA. RefSeq lists its product as hypothetical. Bases 142 to 816 code for a protein of 224 amino acids. The record is from RefSeq and is a predicted model, not a curated record. The transcript is spliced from 6 exons. Lineage: Eukaryota; Fungi; Ascomycota; Leotiomycetes; Helotiales; Sclerotiniaceae.
GACGACUCAGAGGGCUCAAAUCAAGGAAAACUUGACGAUUCCUUUAUUCUUACCGGCUAGAAAUCAAGAAUAGGUGAAUUCACAUUUGAAUAGAACGGGAAAGAAUAUGCUAGUCUACUACGUUUGUCCAUUCGAACAGGAAUGAAGUGUCUAUUUAAGAGACUGCUCUCCCCGACAUUUCAAUUUUUCUUCUUCUUCCCUACACAACAAAACUACUUCCCAAUCGUCUGGGAAGUUGUGAUCACAACAUCACCUUCUCUUCAACAUUUUGUCUUCGCCACUUUGCUUUUACUACUUGCUCUCUACUGCCUUCUCACUUCCGCCUUGUAUCAUACUCUUAAAAUCGAUUGUACAAUCAUCAAAAUGUCCGACGACGAGUUUCAACAGAUCCAUCGAAUUUUGAGGCCUCCCCGAGGCAAUCGUCGGCUUGAAUCUGAGGUCGACGACUCUGAGGCCGAUGAUUCUGAAGUGGCUACAUUGGCACCCAAUCGAUUAUCCGUCGAUUUCGUCACUGCACAUGCUGCUAUGGUAAGAUUAGAGACUGCGGCCAAGAAAAGUGACAUCAAGUCGAAGGUUUACAGGUGGCGACAUUUCGCAGUGAUGCUUUUUGAGUUAUUCAACAACUCUGUCCAAAAAACCGUCCUCAUGAUCCUCAUUGGUGUCCUGUGUUACCUCCUAUUCUCGCGUGGAAUAUUAGUUCUAGAUUAUUAUCUUGAUCAACGUGAGAUGGUUGUAGUUGGGGCUAUCUGGGCUGGGAUGCUUAUGUUGUUAUUUAUAUUAAUGAUUUGGUUUCGAAAACAGGAUAUGGAUACGUGAUAAUAUUCCCAUAGAUAGAUAGAGUAGUCCUUUAUUAAAUGAGAUAGUGACUUCCGAAUUUCACGUCA